CUGCAUUAAGACCCUCACCAGUGUCACUGUCAGUAUCACACACACAAUCACUCGCUGAGAUGGAGAGGCCAAGACUUGCUGUCAUCGUGCUCAUGUAUGUCUUACUGUUCUGUCAGAAAAGCAUCGAUGGAGAAGAAGUGGAGAUGAAAGUCAGACCAGGAGACAACAUCACUCUCUACUGUGAUCGCUCUGUAACUCUUGGUUAUAUCAUUGUAUGGAUAAGAAACUGCUCUCAUGAAAAUCAACCCUCUCUCAUAAUACAUUUUAUGCAAGGGUUUAGAUGGGGCCUGGAGGCAUUUCAGCGAUUCAACUUUAUCCACAACCGUUAUAAUAAUUCUUAUGAUCUAUAUAUCACUAACAUCAGUGUCUCUGAUCUGGGAACGUACUACUGUGCAAAACUAGAGAAUAAGGUAAAUCAAGAUGAAAAAGGCAUCCUCUCCUCAUCAGAAGUGUACUCUUAUGGAAACCGAACAACUCUUCUCUCUCUGGAAGUGACUUCCUGUUCUGAACCCUCUGCACCUCCUGACUGUCUGCUCUGCUGGACGCUGCUGUUCAGUGUGUGUCCGGUGUGUGUUCUCCUCUCCUCCAUAUGUGUGUUAUGCCUCUGUUGUAAGAAAACUACAGAUGCUGCGACAGAUCAGAAAGACAAGUUAAAAGCUAGAAAUACAGUUGAGUGCGUGGAUGAAGAGGUGUGUUAUGCAUCUUUAGACGUGAUAACCAAGAGACAAAAACAACGCAAGACAAAGCGAGUGCAGAGUUCUGACUUCAGUACUUACGCUCAGGUCAGAACACAAACUGAAGAGACCUAAAACAGAACUGAGGUGGAUUCUGAAACUUUACAAAUAUAAGAAAAGUUACAGGUUUCAUUGUCAUGUAACAUCACAAGGUUGAUGACGUUUUAUGUAAAAUAUAUGUAAUUAAAUACUUGGAUACUUUUUUCACUCAUUGAUUUUUUUAUUUUUUAAUUUGAGCUAAAUAAUUCAAACCUGUAAAGUUGUUACUCUGGUACUCAGUGCAGUAAAAAAAAAAAAAAAUUCUCCUUUAAUAAAAGUGUGUUAGUACAGUCUUUGUGGACACAGUGAUGAUCUGAAUAACAGGAUGUGCAAGUAGGUUUCCUGUGUGAAGUGGUGUUCAGUUUAAGGUAGGAAAUAUUUCUCUUAAACUGAGUAACUGCAGCAUUUAUCCGACACAAUUCUACAAUUAGCCCAGUUUCCCCAAAACACACUCCAUGCUGAGUAGGUUAGUGUGUUUGUUUAACAGCUUGUGGCCAGAAAAUAGGCAGUCUUAAAACUAUCCAUCUUAAUACUAUAAAGAAAAAAGACAGACGUCCACAUUAGUUACUCCUCCAGCCCGAUUGACUCAGUGGUAAUACACAUUCUUUGUUUUUUUCUUUUUAGUACUUUCCUUCAGACUGGUGCAUGUUAGAUCUACCUGUUUACUAAUUGAGCAUUUGAUUUAACAGUUAAAAUCAAAUUGAAAUCAAACAAAAAAUAGAAUCAAAUAUUCAAAGCAUCAGAGUUUCUUUUCAAAGGGGUUUUACUCAAUAACACUGUUUUUCUCAAGAAAGGGUCUUGUAUUAUUCUCAGUUAAAAAGAUAUGAAUCUUAAACACAAAUUUUCCAUUCAGUUUAGUGCUUGUGUGCUUAUGAGAGAAAUAGGAAAGGAAAUAGGUAGGACAGAGGCUGAUGUGUAUAACUGCUUAUGUGGUGAGUUUGUGGUGAAUUUGGUUUGCAUGCAUGCAGUGUUUGCAAAAGACUUUCUUUAGACUCUGCAUGAUGAGGAAGAAUCACAUCUCUCAGAAUGAAUCAUAAAGAGCAGGUUUUAGUUUUUGCAAGACAGCACUUUGGUCAUUUCCGUAUUAC
Onychostoma macrolepis is the source of this 1861-nucleotide messenger RNA. RefSeq lists its product as uncharacterized. The transcript has 5 exons. The record is from RefSeq and is a predicted model, not a curated record. Gene Ontology annotation, biological process: response to bacterium. Bases 60 to 809 code for a protein of 249 amino acids. NCBI's taxonomy places the organism in Eukaryota, Metazoa, Chordata, Actinopteri, Cypriniformes, Cyprinidae.